This is a messenger RNA of Cyprinus carpio (common carp), 2644 nucleotides long. Its product is annotated as PR domain zinc finger protein 8-like. Gene Ontology annotation, cellular component: nucleus. Lineage: Eukaryota; Metazoa; Chordata; Actinopteri; Cypriniformes; Cyprinidae. Gene Ontology annotation, biological process: regulation of DNA-templated transcription. The record is from RefSeq and is a predicted model, not a curated record. The transcript has 4 exons. Bases 176 to 1675 code for a protein of 499 amino acids. Gene Ontology annotation, molecular function: protein binding.
GGAGAAAUGAGGCGCAUCAGCUCGGAGUCCUCGGCGUGGAUAAGUGCCUGUCAGGAUCAGGAGACAGUCGUGAUCGCGCGCUCUCUGUGGAUAACUGGUAUCGCGUCUCCUUGGACUGUGCACCUGCUCCUGAACAUCCUCAGCUCAAACCUGCUAUUUUUUUUAGGAAUAAAACAUGGAACAGAGUAUUUUUCCUCGCUCCUUGUGGACUAAUGACAGCAAAUUUCUCCAUCACCAUGUGGCGGAUUUCUUCACCAGUGUACAAGUUACACAGGAUAUACCUGCUGGAACAUCAUUCGGACCUUGUGUUCUUCAUAAUACCUUUUAUGACACUAUAGCCUUCAUUGCAUUGAAGUCCUCUGACAAACGGAAUAAAUCACAUGCAUUUCGGGUAGAUCCCGAGGCGAUGAAAGGUUCUCCAUUAGUAGUUCCUUGGCUGCGGUUAGUACAGGCUGCAAUGAGCACAGAAGACCAGAAUACUGAGGCCUACUUGAAAGGAGGACAGCUGCACUUUCAGACUAUUCGCGAUGUGAAGCAAGGGGAGGAACUGCUUGUUUGGUACGAUGAGGAGCUGUCACAUCUUUUGGGGUUCGAAGACAUAAAGACAAAAGCCCUGACAGAUGGCUACACAUGUUCGAGAUGCGGCCAAGCCUUUAAGAACGAAAACCCUUUCCUUGCCCACUGUCGUUUUUUAUGUGCACAGGAAAAAGUACAUAUUAUCCGACCAAGCAACGAACAGAAACAAGAAGUCAAGCGACAGCGCAAAAUCAUAGAUUUUCACAACAUUGCAAGAGAUCUAGAACACAAAAAGAACGGUUCUCCUGAAGACAUGGGCAUUCCUAGGAAAAGAAAACAACAAGGUUCCUUAAGUCCCCGGAGCAAAAAAACUGCGUUAUUGGAGAAAACCAACAUCACUAAUUACAGCAACACCGCCAACGUCAACACAGACGGUCCACCUUUUCAGGAUUUGUCAGAAUCAGACAAUUUAUCAACAAAUGAGUCAAACAGAAGUAAAAGCAGCGCAUUUACUGAGGUUAGAAAACCCUCAGGACAGCCAAACCCCGAGCAGACAUCACGGGAUGUAAUGGCGUCUGAAGUAGGCCUGAAAUCUGACUGCAGCGCGUUCUCGUUCGUUGUACCCAAGAGCGCGCACUCGGAACAGAAGAGCGCAUUCUGUGAACCCAACAAACGCACCAUCACCGAAGUUCAGAAUACUUCACCACCAUUUUCGGAUAAUAUCUCAGACUCUUUCAAAUCAAAAACUACACUAGGAUACAGAAAUAUAUUGGCUUCGCACCUGUUUCACGCUGACUUGCCAAGCGCUCAUGCAGGUGGAGUGACGUCCGCUCCUCUGGCUACAGGAGGAUCCUUUUAUUACGCGCCCGAGCAUUGGACCAGAGCUAUAGGUGGCCAGCUACAGUCUACUUCUUUGACACUUUUGCCACCUACGUUCACACCACUGGGUGUUUCAGUGCAGAACUGGUGCGCAAAAUGCAACCUCUCAUUCCGAAUGACCUCCGACUUGGUGUUUCACAUGCGGUCACAUCAUAAGAAAGAGUUCGCCGCAGAGGCUCAGGUGAGGCGGAGGAGAGAGGAGAAACUCACCUGUCCCAUCUGUCACGAGUACUUUCGAGAGCGUCAUCACCUUUCACGUCACAUGACAUCACAUAAUUAAGAAGAAAAACUAUCGCACUUUAAACAGGUACAUAUAAUUAAUUAUUUAAAAUGCAUUGCCCAUAAAUGCAUUUAUACUGUGAUUUAAAUAACACCUUUGCAUCUACCUAGCUGACAAAAAUAUGUUCUAAGACCAUUUUGCUAACGGUAACAUUGAGUUAUGUAAAUGUUAUUUCUUAGUGUUCUCUGACUAUUCGAAAUGUCCAGUUUUUACAUGUUUGAUGUUGGUUAUACGAAAGUUAAGGGAACAUUCCAUUUUAUCAUAUUGCAAACAUUAUGGGAACGUUAGUUUUGAAUAUUCUCUGAAACAAGUUCUAAAACAAGUUGUUAGUUGAGAACAUUUUCUGUUAGCUGGGUAGGUUGUUAUUGGACAGGGGAAGUAUUUUUCCGUCGCAAUACAGAAAAACGUGAAACUUUCAACCAUUUACCUUUGGUAAAAAGUCAUUAUGUUUUUCUUUAAAGGUCAUAGUCAUUUCAGCAAUGUAAUCUUUGAAACGGUGGGCUUUGGUAGUGCAGUUCAGGGUAGGACUACAUCGCCACUAGGUGGCUAUAGACAUGCAUAACUUUCUCUUUAGAGAUAGCUAUACAGUACCUAGUACAUUAAAUUGUGACUAAUACUGUUGAAUUGCCUGGUCAUUUUCAACUUAACAGUGCCUUUCAAAUGUCAAGAUGAGUACAUGUAAAUGUUACUGAAAAACGGUGGAAUAAAUUGCUCCAGCAUUUUUAGGUUUGCUAACAGGUGACUAAAAUGAUUAUAAACUAAUAACAUUGGUUUGUAAAGAGAUUUUAUAUUUGAAAUAUCCAUCACUUCAUAAUGCCAAAUCUUUGUUACAAUGUUCUUUUCAGAUGUCUACUUCUUUUUAACAUUUCUAUCAGCACAACGACAAGGAGGAUGUAUUUAUUUAAAUAUUUCUCAUUCUGUUCUUUUUUUAAGUACAGUCAUUGUAUUUCAUUAAAGAUUUUGAACAUA